CGCACUCCUGGUCAGCCUUGGAGAAGAGUUGUGAAGGCCGUUGAAGCUCCUCCUGCUCCCAGAAGCGUCGCACCAGGAUAGAGACGUCGUCCUCAACUCGGCAUUGGCCCUGACAGAGGAUCGAACCGUAAACGUCCGCGCCAAGGAGGAUGUCAACCGGAUCAGCUGAGCGGUAAUCAGGGUCCGCGAGCUCCAGACCCUGAAGAUGAGGCCAGUUAUGCCCGCCGCCGUUGUAGCCGCCGGCGUAGAUGGUCAGCUUCGGCAGCACCAGGGCGUGGACGGUGAUGGAAGGGCAGCCACUAAGAGACUGGAGGGCUUCGUCGUCUUAUCCUGGCCGAUGAGGGAGACGAAGAGGUCUCGGAAGGCCGGCCAAUCCUCGUAUCUUCCCGUAAAGGUCGGCAGCUGGAUUCGAGGUAGCGUGGUGCGAGGCGCCGAUGGUGAUGUCUCUGAAGUAGCAGAAGCAGCGGCGCGUUCCUUCUUCUGGAGAGUACGCCGCAUCUCCAACAUCAGGCCCUUGUUCACUAGAUAAGACUCUUCGCCGAGUGAAGGUAUGUCCUGUUUAGCAUAGACGUCAUGCUUUAUUUCGUCUACACGCUCAGCCAAGAUAUCAUUCAUCGCAUCGAACUUCUCCCACAGUUUGUCGAGAUUCAGAAGCCGGGCUUCCACUGCACCGAGUGUGAUGUUGGCCUCGCCGAGCUUACGAAGGUUAUCGUAUGCGCGCGAAAUCUUGCCAUAUAGCGCGGUGGCGUUGGUAAUUAUAGUCGUUGUGUCUGCCAUCUCUGACACUGUCUUAUUUUCAGAUGCACUGUUCACCUACACUGAAAGACUCUACGCUUCCGUGGCACCGGAUUCACAGGAGGUUCUGGAGGAUCCGGCUCGAAGGACCAAAAAUAAUGUGCGCGACGGAAGGCAGGAUAAGGAUGUCGGAAGCGAGAAGACGGCGAAGCACGACACUCGACAAACACGUAUCGUUUAAUAUAACUAUAUUUUAACUAAAAACAAAGAAAA
Messenger RNA from Nylanderia fulva, 1008 nucleotides. The record is from RefSeq and is a predicted model, not a curated record. NCBI's taxonomy places the organism in Eukaryota, Metazoa, Arthropoda, Insecta, Hymenoptera, Formicidae.